Messenger RNA from Sphaerulina musiva SO2202, 1460 nucleotides. RefSeq names its product ras-like protein. The coding region runs from base 148 to 780 and encodes 210 amino acids. Gene Ontology annotation, biological process: signal transduction. The record is from RefSeq and is a predicted model, not a curated record. The transcript has 4 exons. Gene Ontology annotation, molecular function: GDP binding; GTP binding; GTPase activity. NCBI's taxonomy places the organism in Eukaryota, Fungi, Ascomycota, Dothideomycetes, Mycosphaerellales, Mycosphaerellaceae. Gene Ontology annotation, cellular component: plasma membrane.
GGCACAAGGAAGUCUGCCGAAUAAAGUAUUGUGCCUACUGCUGUGCCAUCUGCUGUUGGUACCAUCGACCGGCUUCCCGCGACUCAUUCCGCCGCUGCACACUGCACACGACUGAGUCUGCUGCUGGUACAGGUAGUCGACUCUGCCAUGGCAUCCAAAUUCCUACGGGAAUACAAGCUGGUGGUCGUUGGCGGUGGUGGUGUGGGAAAGUCCUGCUUGACCAUUCAGCUCAUCCAGUCGCAUUUCGUCGACGAGUACGACCCGACCAUUGAAGAUUCUUACCGCAAGCAAUGCGUCAUUGACGAAGAGGUGGCGCUCCUCGAUGUGCUCGAUACCGCCGGCCAAGAGGAAUACUCAGCGAUGCGCGAACAGUACAUGCGAACCGGGGAGGGUUUUCUGCUCGUCUACAGCAUCACAUCACGGCAGAGCUUCGAAGAGAUUGUGACGUUCCAGCAACAAAUACUGCGGGUCAAAGACAAGGAUUAUUUCCCCAUAAUCGUUGUGGGAAACAAGUGCGAUCUGGAGUCUGAGCGACAAGUGAGCACAGAAGAGGGCAGACAGCUCGCGCGACAGUUUGGUUGCAAAUUCAUCGAGACCUCGGCUAAGUCGAGAAUCAACGUCGAGAACGCCUUUUACGACAUCGUGCGCGAGAUCAGGAAAUACAACAAAGACAUGUCGGGAUACCCUGGAGGUGGUGGUUCUGGGAGUAAGCCCAAGGACGAGUUUCAGGUGGAUCAGGAGCAAGAUGCGGGAUGCUGCGGGAAAUGCUCGGUAAUGUAAAGCGGUCGUGUCGUGUCUGUAACACGAGACUUGUGGGGUGUGAGGAGAAGUCUCUACCAUACGUCCAUAAUCGGCAGCUCCGCUCCCAGGAAGAAGCGUGGGAGGAGAAGAGCAGCAGGAGCAGCAGCAGCAGCAGCAACAGCAGCAGCAAAGCGGAACGAAACACACUUGCAUUGGGUAUCGGACGACACUUUUAGAACGAACGCGAACGAGCGAGCGAAGCGCGCGCCACAUGACCAAAACAUUCACACACCACAAAUAGCGCUGCCUGCCAUCCAUGAACCAGGCACAGCGGCAACCAACGCACCCAUCCAAAUAGGACUCUGCUGCAUUUUACAAUAUGCCUUAUAUCGCAGCGGAAUACCCCACCACGAGCAACUCAAUUCCAAAAGGAGGAAAAGAUCCAACCCAAGGGGAGAGGGCAGGGCAGAGGGAAGGGGGGGGCGUUAUUGCAAAGAAAACCAGGCGGGUGGCUCGAUAUUAUCCAACGAGAUCAACACCCACGGCAGAGAUAAUGAUGUUGUUUGUUUGAGGUUUCUUUUUCUUGCCUGCGUGCUUGCUUGCCGCUCUUCUCUCUCGCACUACUCCUCUGUACAGCCAGCUCCAUUGGGCGUCUUUGCCGCCGCCGUCGUCCCCAUUAGAUUCUGAUACCUUAUUGUCUUUUGACCUCACCAUUUCAC